UUAUAUCUACAGCUUUGCAUUUGUGUGGAUACUGGCGGCAAUAAUGUUCAUUUUUUACUUUCUUUCAGUUUUUUUUUGACAAAAAUGCGAUUCAUCUUUCCAAAUCCUCUUCCAUAAUUGUGGUAUUAGUGACUUUUUUUUUCCUUAGCGAUCACCUGUGCCUCGUAUGUACUCAUUCGCCAACAAACGCGGCAGAAUUUUCCCGGAAUUCGAGCGCAGCAAAAUAAGAAACUAACUAAUACAUUGUUAAUUGAAACUGUCGUUUCUGCUUUCUGUUGGCUACCUAUAAUUAUUUGUAGCGCUGUGUUUGGAUGGUCUUCAAUUGAAGAUGUAGCCAGUGACCACUCAUACUAUACUUUACUAAUUGAAAAGACUUUG
This is a messenger RNA of Pocillopora meandrina, 378 nucleotides long. Lineage: Eukaryota; Metazoa; Cnidaria; Anthozoa; Scleractinia; Pocilloporidae. The record is from the annotation of a GenBank genome assembly.